Messenger RNA from Striga hermonthica, 2193 nucleotides. The record is from the annotation of a GenBank genome assembly. Lineage: Eukaryota; Viridiplantae; Streptophyta; Magnoliopsida; Lamiales; Orobanchaceae.
AUGGGUACGUGUGUGAAGCCGGAACAAAGAAAACGCCCUCGAGAAAUCAUCCCUCUAAGCAGCAGCAGCAGCGGCGAUUUGUCCGUUUCCAGUUCCGAAUCCUACAAGCAAAAGAAGGCCAUAACCGGAGCGGUUUUGCCCGUCGGGUUUCUCGACCCAUUGAGUACUCCCGGCGGCGUUUCGAAUUAUUCUAUGGACGUUGGCGUUGUGAAGGAGGAGGAGGAGGGUCAUAAUAAUAGCCUUGUCAUUGAACUGAAAUCCAGACCGAUUGCUGCUACUGCUACUACUACUAGUGCUGCUUUGGCCGUCUCUUCAGGGUGCAGGCAGUUCUGGAAAGCAGGGGACUACGAGACUUCUUCCUCUUGCGGCGGUCAAGUUUCUCUUGCCGACAUGGAUCAUGUCAGAGUUCAUCCUAGGUUCUUGCAUUCCAAUGCCACCAGCCAUAAAUGGGCUUUGGGAGCUUUUGCUGAACUUCUAGACAACUCACUAGAUGAGGACUGCAAUGGAGCUACCUAUGUCCUAGUUGAUGUGCUGGAGAACUUGGAGGACAACAACAAAAUGGUGUUGGUUCAAGAUGAUGGAGGUGGCAUGACUCCGGGUAAAAUGCGGCAGUGCAUGUCCCUUGGGUAUUCUGAUAAGAGCAAGAUGGCAAACACAAUUGGACAGUAUGGUAAUGGCUUUAAGACUAGUACUAUGAGGCUCGGGGCAGAUGUCAUUGUGUUUUCGCGUUGUAGAGGAUAUGGAGGAAGGGCAACACAAAGUAUUGGAUUGCUGUCUUAUACAUUUUUGCGGAGUACGGGCAAGGAAGAUAUAGUAGUUCCUAUGAUUGAUUAUGAGAAAGUGGGGGAGACGUGGAAUAAGUGUGUGAAGUCAUCCGCUGAAUGUUGGCAAAGAAAUAUUGAUACCAUUGUGCAGUGGUCCCCAUAUGAAAGUGAAGAAGAUCUUCUUGGACAGUUUGAUUUCUUGAACAAUCAAGGCACACGUAUCAUAAUUUAUAAUCUCUGGGAGGACGAACAAGGAUUGCUCGAGCUGGAUUUCGACACUGACCCACAUGAUAUUCAAAUCAGAGGUGUCAAUAGAGACGACAAAAAGAUAGAGAUGGCGAAAGUUUUCUCGAGCUCUAGGCAUUUUCUUACAUAUCGGCAUUCAUUGAGGAGCUAUACCUCGAUUUUGUACCUAAACCUUCCCCCAAGUUUCCAUAUCAUCUUACGAGGGAAGGACGUUGAUCAUCAUAAUAUAAUUGAUGAUAUGAUGCACACCAAAGAACUUGUAUAUAGGCCGGCAGCUUAUGCAGAUGCAGCACCAAAGGAUCCAAAUAUGUCAGCAACUGUGACACUCGGGUUUAUUAAGGAUGCAGCUCAUCAUAUUGAUGUUCAAGGGUUUAACGUGUAUCAUAAGAAUAGACUUAUCAAGCCUUUCUGGAGGGUAUGGAAUGCAGCAGGAAGUGAUGGUCGUGGAGUAAUAGGUGUUUUGCAAGCUAACUUCAUUGAGCCAGCACACGAUAAACAGGGAUUUGAGCGUACAACUGCACUUUCUAGACUUGAGGCUCGACUCGUACAUUUUCAGAAAACUUACUGGUCCUCACAAUGCCAGCUCAUUGGCUAUGCUCAACGACGUAAUCUAAAGAAGUCUGUUUCCCCCGAUAAAAACUUUUCACCUAGUGUCAAAGAUAAGAACAAUUGUACAUAUGAUACGAACCUGAACAAGCAACAUAACUCUUCCAAUCAGAACGAACAAAGAUCUCCUGAUGGAGUUUCACGGAGGAAUCAGUUUGAGGCCCGACACAUAAAUAGCCCUAGACCAGAAUCGGGCACAGCUUCUGUAAAUUUGCCAAUCAAGACAGAAGGCUACAACAGUGUUGGAUCUGGUGCUUUGGCCUCCAUCACUGAUGCGGUUAUCAAGUUGAAAGAGGAGAAUCUGAGCUUGAGAAGCAGUUUGAACAAUGCGCUGCAGGAUUUGCAGUAUGAAAAAGAAAAGAACGGUUCGUUGCAAAAUCAGCUUCAAGAAACCAAGCAAAUUUUGGAUAAAAUGGAUAAGGAACAGGAAAUGUUUGUUGGUUCCUUCGCUGAAGAACGAAGCCGGCGAGAAGAGGAAGAAGAGAAUUUGAGGAGGAGAUUGAAGGAUGCCUCUGAAACUAUACAAGGAUUGCUCACAAAAGUGAAGAGACUGGAGGCUUCAACUAAAUUGGGUUGA